Molecule: messenger RNA, 4440 nt
Organism: Lepus europaeus (European hare)
Lineage: Eukaryota; Metazoa; Chordata; Mammalia; Lagomorpha; Leporidae
Gene: BAHD1
Product: bromo adjacent homology domain containing 1
Exons: 7
Coding region: 142-2478 (778 amino acids)
Molecular function (GO): chromatin binding
Source: RefSeq, a predicted model, not a curated record
AGGAGGCGCUGACGCAGCAGCGUGGAGCCCGGGAAUUGAGCGCCCCCGGGGGGUUCCAGCCGCCGGAUUCCAGCCCGGCCGGGGCCUGCGGGCGCCCAGAGCCGAGCCGUCCGCGUCGCUUGUCCCGGUGAGAGGGACUCCAUGACACACACUCGGAGAAAGUCCCUUCCCAUGCUGAAUUCAGGCCUCCCUGGCCGCCGGGAGCCCCUGCAGAUGGAAGACAGCAGCAUGGAGCAGGGGGCAGAGGGUGUGGAGCCAGGUAUGCCCGACAGCCCCGGGCACCUCACAGGGCGCCGCAAGAACUACCCACUGCGUAAGCGCCCGCUGGUUCCUGAGAAGCCCAAGGCCUGCAAAGUGCUGCUGACCCGCCUGGAGAAUGUGGCUGGUCCACGGAGUGCAGAUGAGGCUGACGAGCUGCCCCCUGACCUGCCCAAGCCCCCCAGCCCGGCCCCAUCCAGCGAGGACACCAGCCUUGCCCAGCCCCGAAAGCGGCGCCUGGCCUCUCUCAAUGCAGAGGCCCUCAAUAACUUGCUGCUGGAGCGAGAGGACACUGGCAGCCUGGCAGGCACCCGCCGCAGUCGGGGAGACCCCCAGCGCAGCCGGGACCGCGACCGGGCCGCUGGCGCCUGGCCUUCCUCCAAGAAGCGGCCCCGGCUCGGAGACCUUGGGGAAGGCAAUCGGGACCUGUCCCCAGAGCCAGCUCCAGAUGAAGGUGCCCGUAGGGAUGGAGACCCAGCACCCAAGAGACUGGCUAGCUUGAAUGCAGCGGCCUUCCUGAAGCUGAGCCAGGAGCGCGAGCUGCCCCUGCGGCCGCCUCGGGCCCACACAGAAGCGGAUGGGCGCUCAACCGAGCUCCCGGCACCCAAGGCGCCAAGGCCAAAGUGGGCCAAGAUCAAUGGCAAGAACUAUCCCAAGGCCAGACAGGGGCCUGGCUCUGGGGAGGCUGCAGGCCCACCGGGCUGGCAGGGAUACCCUGAUGAGCCAGGGCCAACUGCCACUCCUCGUGAGCCGUCCAGUCAGCCACCUUACCAGCCCCUGAGCAAGGCUCUGGAGAACCCCUUGGGGCUGCGCCCACACCUGCCCCUGCUGAUGGGUGGGCAGGCAGCUCUGAAACCGGAGCCUGGGCGCCCAGGUGAGGAGUCACCUGCCCCCAAGCAGGAACUGCAUCAGCCCUCUUUUCCUGCCCCUCAGCUGUCCCCGCUGCCAAUGCCUGGCAACUCUGCCGACUACAGCGGCCUGUGUGCUGGGCCUGAGCUCACCACACUGGGCAGCUUCUACCUGUACUGUGGCCAAGAAGGGCUGCAGUGUGGUGGCUACUCCGCAUGCCCCAUGCUCCCCGAGGGCAAGCUGUCCCCAGUGGCUGCCCCUAACGAGGGGCUCCUCUUGGCCCCAGGCUCAGUGCCCUCAGGCACCCCUUUCCAGCACCCUGCCUGGGGCCCUUCUCGCUACUGCUCCAGCGAGGACACGGGGAUGAGCGGCUACAGCAUCUGCGGAGUGUUGCCCCUGUCUCUCACCCACAUUGGCACUACCUGUGGCGGCUGCCCCUACAAAAUGCCUUUUGCAGCAGAAGGCUGCAGGUCCCUGGGCCAGUUGGAAUUUCCUCUCCCAGAAGCUGGCCACCCAGCCUCACCCGCCCACCCCUUCCUGGGAUGCCCGGUACCCAGUGUGCCACCUGCAGCGGAGCCUGUCCCCCAUCUUCAGACACCCACCUCGGAGCCCCAGACAGUAGCCCGUGCGUGCCCGCAGAGCGCCAAGCCUCCCAGUGGUUCCAAGUCAGGUCUGCGCACGGGCUCGGGCUGCAGGCACACUGCAAGGAGCAAGGCUGCCCGCAGGCCCAGCCACCCGAAGCAGCCGCGUGUCCAGCGUCCCCGUCCCCGCCGCCGCCGCCGCCGCCGCACUAACGGCUGGGUGCCCGUUGGGGCUGCCUGUGAGAAGGCUGUCUAUGUCCUGGAUGAGCCGGAACCAGCCAUUCGAAAGAGCUACCAGGCAGUAGAGCGGCAUGGAGAGACGAUCCGUGUCCGUGACACUGUCCUCCUCAAAUCAGGCCCUCGGAAGACAUCCACACCCUACGUGGCCAAGAUCUCUGCCCUCUGGGAGAAUCCCGAGUCAGGAGAGCUGAUGAUGAGCCUCCUGUGGUAUUACAGACCCGAGCACUUGCAGGGAGGCCGCAGCCCCAGCAUGCACGAGCCUUUGCAGAAUGAAGUCUUUGCAUCGAGACAUCAGGACCAGAACAGUGUGGCCUGCAUUGAGGAGAAAUGCUACGUGCUGACCUUUGCUGAGUACUGCAGGUUCUGUGCCAUGGCCAAGCGCCGAGGCGAGGGGCUCCCCAGCCGGAAGACAGCACUGGUGCCCCCCUCUGCAGACUACUCCACCCCCCCACAUCGCACAGUGCCCGAGGACACGGACCCUGAACUGGUGUUCCUCUGCCGCCAUGUCUAUGAUUUCCGCCAUGGCCGCAUCCUCAAGAACCCCCAGUAGCCUCCUCGUGCCCCCAGCGCGGCUGCCCAAGGGCCUGUGGGGCUCAGGGCAGGGGCAUUGCUUGAAGCACAGCACUUGGUUAAGGGGCCACAGGGUCUGAGGUCCUGGCCUGUGGCUCUCUUGGGAGGGAGGGCAGGGGCCCACUUGGGUUCUGGGCCCCAUGGGAGGGGAUGGGAGGCCAGGGUAUAAAAGAAGCAUCAGAGCCCUCAGCGUGGCCCAGGGCACCUGUCUGUGGCCCCCUGGGUGGAGACUCCCCGAGAAGUAGUCUUCCCCCACUGCUUGGCCAGGCCUGAGGAGCACAGACCCAGGCAGGAGGGGCAAGGUCCUUCAGGAACUCGGCCCAACAGGCCUUUCUGUAGCCUCCCUGGGCCUCCAAGGGGCAGUGGGAGCCAGCUUUACCUCACCCACUGUGUCCUGCGGCUUCCCCGCAGCCUGGGACCAGGCUCUCCCAGAUUCCAGCACAGCUCUUAGCUUAUUCUUUGAGGCAUAGAGGGCCAGAGGCUGGCUUCCGGAGCAUGCACUCCUGCCUGGCUUUCCUCCUUUGCCCCAGCAGUAGCCACUGGUGCUGGGACACGUUGACCUGGCCCUCCCCUCCUAGCCACGGGUGUGGCCCACUUGUCAGCCUCCUGUUGGCCUCCAGGAAGGUCACCCAGCAGAGAGUCCACUGAUCAACCUGGGGUUUGUCAGGUCUGGGAGGGCAGGUGGGUGCUGGGAGAGAGGGUAGGGGGCAGGGGCAAGGAAAAUUGCUACCUGAUUUGUUGAAGAUUUUUUCCUCUUGCCUUACAAUUGGAGGUUCUGGGAAACCUCUUGCAGAAUUUCACACAUGAUUCUUCAAGCCACACCCACCGGAAAUCAAACCAAAGGAGUGCUGUGGCUCCCCUGGCCCUGUCACCCCUUCCCCUAGUCUUUUGUAGAUUGCACUAAUUUACAUCCCAGCGAGAAUCAACACUGUAUCAGUCCACAGACCUGCUGAGCUGCAGCCGCUCACUCUAGGAGCUAGGGAUCUGCAUUUUCUGUUUGUUUCUCUUGCCCAGGGGCCGCUCCUCACCUCGUGCUGCUCCCCAGAGUAGAUCAGGAGACCCAGCCCCUUGUUGUCUUUGCCCAGACCUGGUUAUUUCCUAUUUGUACCAAAGAGGAGCAUGGCGGGGCAAGGGAGUGGAGUGCUGUGCGCUGGGGCCUGGCCUGCCUGGGAAUCUGGGGACUUGCACGAGUGCACACACUGGGGGCAGGAGCCCGGGCAGGCGGGGCACUGGGUCCUCCCCCUAGGGAGGACCAGACACAGACCCAGCAGGCUGAGGUGACCGCACUGGUGGGGCCUGCAGUGAGAGGUCAGAGGUGAAUCCUGAAGGCACCCCCAGCAAUCCCCCAGACUCUGUCCUGCCACCCCCGCCCCCCACUGCCCCAGGUGGGUUGCUCCUGAUUGGUCACUGGGCUUGGGUGAAGUCUGGAGGCUGCCGAGGUGAAAUUUGUGCUUGGGGAGCCUGAUCCCAAACCUGAAGGGAGGGGACUGGGUCUCUGUAUUGAAUAAGCUGUUUGGAGGAAGGCGUCAGUCUGGGAGGGCGGAGAUUGGCAGAGCGGCAGCAGGGCCUCUGCAAAGCCAGCGCGGAGCCCUUGCUGCCCAGGAGCCCAGCCUCACGUGCAGGAGAGAUCACGGCCCCUCCUCCCAGGAGGCAGGGUCUGCUGCCCAGAACUCAUGCUUUUGAAAUCUCUUAGAUGUGGAAAUAUUUUUUCGAACCUGAAAAUGCAGCUGGUAGAAUUUGAAUGGAAGCAUAAUCCAUGUAAAAUAUAUUUUAGUUGAUAUUUUGUAAAAUGCACUUUUUGUGUGUGUUGAUCCUGGUUUCCCAGAUCUGUAUUUCAGUGUUUACAAGGGAGGGAGGACCUUUCCUUACCUCCCUUUUGACAGAGAUUAGAAGUACUUCUUUAAGAAAAAAAUAAAUUUGAGAAAUUGUAUUGAUUUAGAAA